Oryza brachyantha (malo sina) is the source of this 1873-nucleotide messenger RNA. RefSeq names its product fatty acid desaturase DES2. Gene Ontology annotation, molecular function: oxidoreductase activity, acting on paired donors, with oxidation of a pair of donors resulting in the reduction of molecular oxygen to two molecules of water. The transcript has 2 exons. The record is from RefSeq and is a predicted model, not a curated record. NCBI's taxonomy places the organism in Eukaryota, Viridiplantae, Streptophyta, Magnoliopsida, Poales, Poaceae. Bases 157 to 1326 code for a protein of 389 amino acids. Gene Ontology annotation, biological process: lipid metabolic process.
UACUACCCCCCUUCCUCCUUCCCCCUCCCUCCCCUGCGCAGACCACUCGUUUCCUCCACACCACAAGAGGAGGAGGACGGAAGGGAAGGGCGGUGUCGCCCCCGAUCUGCCUCCGCGCCGCCCCUCCGCUCCCGUGGAACUACCAACAGCAGCAAGAUGGGUGCCGGCGGCAGGAUGACGGAGAAGGAGCGGGAGGAGCAGCAGAAGCUGCUCGGCCGCGCCGGCAAUGGCGCCGGCGUGCAGCGCUCGCCGACGGACAAGCCGCCGUUCACGCUGGGGCAGAUCAAGAAGGCCAUCCCGCCGCACUGCUUCCAGCGCUCGGUGAUCAGGUCCUUCUCCUACGUGGUCCAUGACCUGGUGAUCGUCGCCGCGCUGCUCUACUUCGCGCUGGUCCUCAUCCCCGUGCUCCCGAGCGGGACGGAGCUCGCCGCCUGGCCGCUCUACUGGAUCGCGCAGGGCUGCGUGCUCACCGGCGUGUGGGUCAUCGCGCACGAGUGCGGCCACCACGCCUUCUCCGACUACUCGGUGCUCGACGACAUCGUCGGCCUGGUGCUGCACUCGGCGCUGCUCGUCCCCUACUUCUCGUGGAAGUACAGCCACCGGCGCCACCACUCCAACACCGGGUCGCUGGAGCGCGACGAGGUGUUCGUCCCGAAGCAGAAGUCCGCCAUGGCGUGGUACACCCCGUACGUGUACAACAACCCGAUCGGCCGGCUGGUGCACAUCGUGGUGCAGCUCACCCUCGGGUGGCCGCUGUACCUGGCGUUCAACGUCUCCGGCCGCCCGUACCCGCGCUUCGCCUGCCACUUCGACCCCUACGGCCCGAUCUACAACGACCGGGAGCGCGCCCAGAUCUUCAUCUCCGACGUCGGCGUCGUCGCCGCGGGCGCCGCCCUGUUCAAGCUCUCGUCGGCGUUCGGGUUCUGGUGGGUCGUGCGCGUCUACGGCGUGCCGCUGCUGAUCGUGAACGCGUGGCUGGUGCUCAUCACCUACCUGCAGCACACCCACCCGGCGCUGCCGCACUACGACUCCAGCGAGUGGGACUGGCUCCGCGGCGCGCUCGCCACCGUGGACCGCGACUACGGCGUCCUCAACCGCGUCUUCCACAACAUCACGGACACGCACGUCGCGCACCACCUCUUCUCCACCAUGCCGCACUACCACGCCAUGGAGGCCACCAAGGCGAUCCGCCCCAUCCUCGGCGAGUACUACCAGUUCGACCCAACGCCCGUCGCCAAGGCGACAUGGCGCGAGGCCAAGGAGUGCAUCUACGUCGAGUCCGAGGAGAACAAGGGUGGCGUCUUCUGGUACAACAACAAGUUCUAACUGCUGCAGAUCCCAACACCACAUUCCAUAGCCAAGCAGCAACAAUUCAAAGAAGAAGAAGAAUUCAAGGAAGAUAAUCUAGUGUAUCCAUCGAACCAUGAACCAUCAUCUAUCUAUCUAUCUAUUUAUCUAUCCAUGCAUCUAUCUAUCUAUGGUUAGUCUUUAGAAGAUAGGAGAGGGGCACUUGGGCACAGAGGGAAGGCUAUUGCAGUGCCAUUGCUAGAGUUGCCAUCGAAGUGCCAAGUAGGCGGAUCGGGCAUGCGUCGCAUCCCUGUGGAUUGUGUAGUCUUGAUGUGUCUGUCAGCUGCUGCGCUUAUGUGUGCCGCAUCUUCGGGUCUCGGUCGUUUUAUUUCCAUCGUUUUCUUUUUGCACCCCCGCCAUUAUUCGCUUUUAGAUGUUGUCAUGGUCGGCGUCCGUGUGGACAUGUCUUGUGCGUUUUUUUGUCUGUCAUUGGGUUGGCUCCGUCCGUUGCUUGUUGUUGUAAGACACUUGUGCUGUUUAUGGCGGAAUAACUAAACGUCGAAUGGAAUGACAGCUUUUUUGAGUA